Oryzias melastigma (Indian medaka) is the source of this 1268-nucleotide messenger RNA. It is a transcript of the gene tmed9, whose product is annotated as transmembrane p24 trafficking protein 9. The coding region runs from base 168 to 824 and encodes 218 amino acids. The transcript is spliced from 5 exons. NCBI's taxonomy places the organism in Eukaryota, Metazoa, Chordata, Actinopteri, Beloniformes, Adrianichthyidae. Gene Ontology annotation, cellular component: endoplasmic reticulum; endoplasmic reticulum-Golgi intermediate compartment; COPII-coated ER to Golgi transport vesicle. Gene Ontology annotation, biological process: Golgi organization; intracellular protein transport; COPI coating of Golgi vesicle. The record is from RefSeq and is a predicted model, not a curated record.
ACCGUCGCUCUCAUUCUGACGUCAUCCUAAACUACAAUUCCCAGCAUUCCCCCGCUGCGCUCCGAUUGGCCGAAGACGCGCGAGGGUUUACGUGGCACUGCGGCGGACGCGCAGACUCCGUGUGAGCUCGGCGGUUCCGGCAGGAAGACGGUUCGGUCCGGAUCAGCAUGCAGCCGUGCGUGUUGACGCUCCUGCUGCUCGCGCUCCUGAGCGGCCGCGUGCCCGCGCUCUACUUCCACAUCGGGGAGCUGGAGAAGAAAUGUUUCAUCGAGGAGAUCCCGGACGAGACCAUGAUCAUCGGAAACUACCGGACCCAGCUGUACGACCGGCAGCGGGAGGAGUACCUGCCGGCCAGCCCGGGUCUGGGCAUGUUCGUGGAGGUCAAGGACCCUGACGAGAAGGUGAUCCUGUCUCGGCAGUACGGCUCGGAGGGACGCUUCACCUUCACGUCGCACACGCCCGGCGAGCACCAGAUCUGCCUGCACUCCAACUCCUCCAAGUUCUCCCUGUUCGUGGGAGGGAUGCUGAGAGUUCACCUGGACAUCCAGGUGGGCGAGCACGCCAACAACUACGCCGAGAUCGCCGCCAAGGACAAGCUGACGGAGCUGCAGCUGAGGGUCCGGCAGCUGGUGGAGCAGGUGGACCAGAUCCAGAAGGAGCAGAACUACCAGAGGUACCGUGAGGAGCGUUUCCGGCAGACCAGCGAGAGCACCAACCAGCGCGUCCUGUGGUGGUCCAUCGUGCAGACCCUCAUCCUGGUGGCCAUCGGCAUCUGGCAGAUGAGACACCUGAAGAGCUUCUUCGAGGCUAAGAAGCUGGUGUAGGCGUGGACGCUGGGACGCUCCGUCUGAGGAGCUUCUGCAGACGGACGGGACGCUGGCGCCCAGCGGAAGUCCGCCGGCGUGUUACUGAGCUCAGAGAUUACGGCGAGCCGACCGACCGGGUUUACAGAAGCACAAAAACUCUACGUUCUUCUGCAGAAACCAUCACAGCUGUGGUUCCUGCAGAGGAAAACUUUGAUUUGGUAAAUCUUUUUGGGUUCUGGACUUUAUUUUUGUGAAGAUGGAUGUCGGCUGCAGCAGAUUAAAGUUUAUUUCUAUCAAACGACGUUCUGAAAUGGUUUUAUUGGAGUCCAGAGGAGUCUGAGGAUUCCGUUUGUUUUCUUCUGCUGAAGGCUUCUGGGCGGUGAAGGUUUGGUUCUGUUUGUCUGAAGGCUCGUCAGACUGCACUGAAAAUGCUCCCAAUAAAGUUUGGAUGUUUUGAAUGUU